AUGGAUGAUCCUCUGCCCGAUAUUAUGAAAGACUUUUAUCUCCAACCUGGUCCUGUUUGCGCGUCAACGCUCGCCAGCAAAGAAGCCAGCCUGCAAGAUCGCCUUGCCGGAUUUCAGCCAUUGCAAUAUGGAUGUACAGAGCUGGACGGCGCCGUCCUACUCGGCGGCCUACAAAGAGGCUCUGUCGUAGGCAUCAGCGCCGACAAUGCGGACGGCUUUGGCUUGCUGAUGGGACUGCAAGGCACAAUUAGGGCGAUCUUGGACAGCUCAGCCAGCCGCGCCUUGGUCAUCACACCGAAGCCUCUGGCAUCGGUAUCCAAAUUGAUCAUGGAAAUUGCAAAAUCCGAGCUAUUGAAAUCCGGACUUCAACAUGAACAAAUUGAAGAGAAAUGCCGCAGCAGCUUGGAUCGCGUUAUGCUAUCGGUUGUGUUCGAUAUAGAUGGUAUCUGGCCUACGAUAUCUGAGCUUCUGCAGCCCUGCGUCACAGUUGCGUCUCCCUCCAUCGCUCUCGAAGAACAGAAUACAAGCAGCCACAAGCCGGAUCAAUAUAUAACCGCCGCUGAAAUCCAAGAUAGCGAGGAUGAAGACCUGUCAUAUCCCUUCGGACACGAUCGCAUCAAGUAUCAGAAUGAAUCAAGGGCGCCGUCGUAUGACGCUCAGAACGAGAGCUCUUCAGCCAUGUGCUCACCAGAAAUUAUCGUCGUGACUCAUUUCUCUACUCUUUUAACGUCCUUAUUUGCUAGACGAGAAAAGACGGCAGCACAUAAAUCAUUAGCACUCUUAAGAGCGCGGUUGCAGAGGCUCUCCAGCUCUACAAGUACGAAUCCUCUGAUAUUGUUGGUCAAUUCUACCACCGAGGAGAGUACAGAAACUACGCUUCGGUCGAUAUUUCCUUCGGUGCGCGGCCUGAGGCCUUCACGACCAAGUUUUGGUGCUGUCUUCAACCAAUUUCUUGACUUGCAUAUUCUCUGCACAGAGGUUCUACAAGACAACUUAGAUUCACUCCAUCAAAUUGUUGAUGCUUGUGGGCAUUGA
Molecule: messenger RNA, 1035 nt
Organism: Akanthomyces muscarius
Lineage: Eukaryota; Fungi; Ascomycota; Sordariomycetes; Hypocreales; Cordycipitaceae
Exons: 5
Coding region: 1-1035 (344 amino acids)
Source: RefSeq, a predicted model, not a curated record